CGUCCGCGACGCAGCAAUGCAGCAGCAGCAACAGCAACAGCUGAUGAACUCUACCAUCGCACGCAUCAACGGCAUUGAGGCCAAGGCCUCAGCAGCGCCAGGCUGCACAUCGGACGCGACGAAGCAAAUCAACGAACGCAUCGAUCACGUCGUCACCAUCAUCGGCAACAUAGGUGUUUUCAACGGACCGGACAUGAUCAGCAGCAUGGUGGCCGCCAUCAAGACGGACAUCACCAAGCUACAGACGAAACCGGACGCCGCUACAAAGACGUUCAAGAUGCCGCACUUCGACAUCUGCAAGUUCGACGACUACAACAAGUCGGACGCUUUGACAUGGUGGCAACGUUUCCUCACGGAAGCGUCAUGCCGCACUGUCCCGGCGAACGACAUGUUGAAGGCACUCUAUUUGCAACUGAUUGGAGAAGCGCAGGCAUGGAUGAACCACCUGGCGGCUACCCACAAGUGCACCAUCGCCGAACUCCACACGCACAUCACGUGGAAGGAGUUCGAGCAGCUAUGGUUCACCCGGUUCAUGGUCCGCAACGUCGUGAAGGCGGCCAUGAAUGAGGUGUACACAUGCUCUYAGGGGAACAUGCCAACUCGAGACUGGACAACGAAGUGGCAAAAGAUAGUGACCACACCAGGYUUCGACUURACGUUUCCMAAUCAACRAUCCGAGUUCUUCUCGCGAUCAUGCGCRGGAUURCGGUCGGCACUCGGUAAYGAGUACGACUAUACCACAUUCCAGGCCAUUCUGGAUCGAGCGAACUUGGUCAUCCAAACGGACGACAAGGCCGCUAACGAGAGACAAUCCCAGYCGCAUUAUGUGGCUAAGCAGGCUUAUCAACGUCCGACACAUCACAAUGCCGUGAUUUCUGAGGAAACCGACGACCAUCACGCUGCAGCAGCAUCCUCGGGUGAUGGAGGAAUUGUCGCAGCGCUCCCGCCGAAGCGUCCCAAGAGAGUUCGUAAGAACAAGGCGACACAAGAGACGGCAGCGACGGGAGCUGGGCAGCAGCCAUGGACGGCAUAUAAGAUMACCAAGGAGGUCUAUGACCUGCGUCAGAAGUACGGAUACUGCCUUUGGUGCAACGGAGUCACUCAUGUGACCGCACAAUGCCCCGAAAAGGGCAAGGCACGCUGUCACGAGGACGGUUGGCAUCCGGUUGAGUAUUUCUCCCAAAAGGUGCCUCUCGUCAACACUCUCGACGACACGAGGAAAAAAGAGCUACUCGCGUUCGUCACCGCUCUCAAACGGUGGCGCCACUUUCUUCUCGGCCGUCGGCGUUUCAAAUGGAAUACGGACAACAAUCCGUUCACCUUUUAUAAAACGCAAGACACGGUCACUAGCACGAUCGGUCGAUGGAUGUAUUACAUCGACCAGUUCGAUUUUGACCCGUGUGACAUUCCCGGUCCCGCCAAUCGAGCUGCGCACGCCCUCUCACGACGGCCCGACUUUUGUGCCAUUGUGACCACGGCAUUCGACCUCGAUGACGAUCUACAGCCGCAUUUCGUCAAAGGCUACAAGUCCGAUCCGACUUACUCUAAGCUUUGCGCGGAGCUUUCAUCGGAUCACCCGCCAGCUAGCCACUAUCGGAUUUCCAACGGGUUCCUUCUCCUUCACACGAGAGGAAAUGACUUGUUAGUUGUGCCCCAAGAUCGCAUCUUACGGACUCAUCUUCUCGGCGAAUUCCACGACGUACGACUUUCGACACACCUUGGCGUGAACCGCACACUAGCACGCCUCCGCCAGCGUUUUCACUGGCCCGACGUCCUUCACAACGUCACGAGGUACAUUGAGUCAUGUGCAGUCUGCCACCGUAACAAGGGUCGAUCUCGAGUCCCCUUCGGCGAACUGAAACCGUUGCCGAUCCCUCGGGCACCACGCCUCUCCAUUGCUAUGGACGUGACAGACCCGUUUCCCCGCGAUCGCCACGGCCAUGACGGUAUUCUCACGGUCGUUGACCGUUUGAGCAAGUAUGCUCGCUUCCUUCCUUGCAAGUAUCAUGUUGCAGCACCUGAGCUCGCACGACUCUUGCACACCGCUUGGAUUACCAACCAGGGUGUUCCAGAAGAUAUAGUGAGCGUCCGAGAUACUCGCUUCAUGUCGACCUUUUGGACUUCUCUCAUGACUCAGUCCGGCACGACAAUGAAGCCGAGCUCGGCUCGGCACCCGCAGACGGAUGGUCAGACGGAGCGAGCGCACCAGACCGCUAAGAUGAUGUUGCGUACGCUCAUCCGUCCCGACCUGAAAGAUUGGGUUGACCGACUUCCCGACAUCGAGUUCGCCUACAACACUUCGGUGCACCCGGCGAUCUGCGUCACACUAUUCGAGCUACAUCAUGGUGGAGAGAAAGCACGGAUUUUCGCUGAUCUCCUUUUGCCACAGGCUGCCGACAUAGACGUCCCUUGCUCUCCCGCUUCCAUCCGGAAGUACCGGGACUUGCUGAUCAAAGCCCGCGCAAAUAUGCAAAAGGCUCAGAUCCGCAUGCAGCAGCAAGCUAACCGAGGUCGACUUCCAUGUCCUUUCCGCGAGGGAGACCGUGUUUGGGUCUUCUUCGAGGAAUUUGUGCUCGAGCAGGAUAUUUCGCGCAAACUCCUUCCGAAAUGGUUCGGACCAUGGGAAGUCACUUCUGCCGUUGGAGACGACCCCGCAGGUCCUUCCUUCGUGAUCAACAUUCCACUGCACCUAACAGUGCAUCGGGUCUUCCACGCAUCGAAGCUAGCCAUCUACACGCCACCUUCAGCUGACGAGUUCCCCGGACGUCGAUCACAUGAUCCGCCUUCUAUGUACGGACAUCAGCAAGUUGACCGAGUCAUCACGCAACGUAAGUAUGAAAACAAGCCAAGGCAGUACAAAGUCACAUUCAAGCAAUGUGCGCCUGAUGACACUCGAUGGAUCUCCAGUACAGAUUUGCAGACUUCUGCACCCCUCAUCUUCGCCGACUAUGAGAAGCGACGCAUUGCUAAGGACGCAGCUCGUCCCGCCCGACCCACCCCGGUAUCGGACAGASAACUUCGCCCUCGCAGGUAGCUCGGUCUUUUAAGAGGGGGAGUGUGUUACAUCUUCGACGCACACGGGUCCUACCGGACCCGACUUAGGGCCGGAAAGAC
This is a messenger RNA of Chara braunii, 3114 nucleotides long. The record is from the annotation of a GenBank genome assembly. Lineage: Eukaryota; Viridiplantae; Streptophyta; Charophyceae; Charales; Characeae.